Messenger RNA from Lycium ferocissimum, 1025 nucleotides. RefSeq lists its product as uncharacterized. The coding region runs from base 206 to 664 and encodes 152 amino acids. NCBI's taxonomy places the organism in Eukaryota, Viridiplantae, Streptophyta, Magnoliopsida, Solanales, Solanaceae. The record is from RefSeq and is a predicted model, not a curated record. The transcript has a single exon.
UCUCUGUCUAAAUGUUAGAUUUCCGUGUCCGGAUAUCAUCUCCCAUUGUGACAUGAGACAUCCACUUGCUGCCCCUAAUUUCCCUUUCUUCACUCCAAUAUUUUCUUUUCCUUUCCUUUCCUGGAAACCCACUUCUCCAUUUUUUCCCUAAAUAAAAACCCAAAUCCAAACGCAACCCUUUUCAGUGUUUUCACCUCACUCAAAAAUGGAAAAAAUGCUUAGUGUACAUUCAAAAAAAGCAAACAAACAGCCCAAAAACACCAAGAAAAAACCAGUUAAAGUUGUUUACAUAGCAAAUCCAAUGAAGGUGAACACUAGUGCUGCAGAAUUCAGAGCUUUAGUCCAACAACUUACUGGACAAGAUGCUAAGUACCCGGUCAUGGCAACAACAACCACCGAAACUGUCGGUAGUAUGAGUGGCACAGUUCCCGAGACAAAUAAUGAAUGCGAACACAAAAAGGGUUUAUUUUUUGUGGACAAGUCGCAAAAAGAAGUUGUUCAUCCUCAAUUACCUAGUAAUGAUAAUUAUCUUGUGUAUAAUACUGAAGCUGCAACAACUGAUAACUCGGAUCUUUCGUUUGAGGAUUAUGUCGGAGGAGAAGAUUAUGUUCCAGAGUUGUUGGACAAUUUGCCAUUGGCUGCUACAAACUUGUGGUAUGACUAAUUCAAUGAUCGAACUUAAAUUUACUUUUGUUCAUCUAGUUGACUUCAAAAAGAACAAGAAGGGUUGAUGAAGGCAAUGUAAAUUAGAAAUUAUUGGCUUAUAGUAGCUAGUACUUGGGCUAUGCCUUUAUAUUUAUCGUAGUUUUUGUUAUAUAUAUACUACUACUAGGUGAUACUAUGUAGUAGUACAAGUCGCUAGCCAUGUCCAACUUGCUUUGAUACUUUUGUAUUUAGUGGCUAGUUGCUGCAACUUGGAGAUAGAAAUAAUUGAUCUUGUACUAACUAUUCAUUCGAGAUCUACUUUGAGUUAGCAAAAAAGGACUAUGUAUUUACGUACUACUAAUAAAAUCAACAUUUUAAGA